AUGGUUGCACCUGCUGUUAUUAGUGAAUAUGUCGAUCAUGAAUUGAGUGCCAAUUUAGAUUCAACUUUUGCUUUUGAAGGUCCUGAAAAAUUAUUAGAAAUCUGGUGUUGGCCAGAUGAAGACAUUGACAUUGUUAAAGAUUCCGUCAGUUAUACUGAUAAUGGUAUUAGAUUACAAGGUUUAAGAACCAUCCCAUUUGAGAACUGGGUUAAACUUUUAGAUCUUGUCAGUUGUAAAAUUUUAUCAGUUAAGUCAUCCAAAUUUAUGGAUGCUUAUUUAUUAUCAGAAUCUUCGUUAUUCGUUUUCCCUCAUAAGAUUAUCUUGAAAACUUGUGGAACAACAACAACAUUAUUCUGCUUGGAUGAAUUAUUCGAAGUAAUUCAAAAAUUCAUCUCCAAGAAGUUCACUUCUAAAGAUAUUUAUAAAAUCUUUUAUUCCAGAAGAAGUUUUAUGUUUCCAGAAAAACAACAACUGGUUCAUAAAGAUUGGAAGAACGAAGUCAAAUUAUUAGAUAAUCAUUUCAUUAAUGGGAAAUCUUAUGUCGUUGGAAAUUCCAAUUGUGAUGAUCAUUGGUAUUUAUAUACUGGAGGUAAAAUUGAAAAUGAAGAAGAUGAUUGUGAAGUGGACUCUGAAGUUGAAUCUAACAUUUUCAGAUUAAAAGAUCAAACUUUUGAAAUUUUAAUGACUGAUUUACAUCCUGAAAAUGCUGAACAAUUUGUUACUUCAAGAACUCCAGGUUAUCAAUCAUUAAUCAAUAACGGAGCUGAAGAAGAUGAUUUGGGUCAUGAAUUUGGUUUGAAGACUAUGGCUUCCAGUAAAUUAGAUUCAGUGUUCGAAAAAGAUUAUAACUUCCAAGAUUUACCCUCACCAAAGGAAAAUUUUGAUGACACUGACCAAAUGGUUGGAGAUGUUAGCGAUUUGAAUUUUAUUCAUGAUGCCUUUUCAUUUUCUCCUUGUGGUUAUUCAUCCAAUUCGAUUUCUUCAAAUAAUGGAGGUUAUUAUUAUACUUUACAUAUUACACCAGAAUCAGGUUGGUCAUAUGCUUCAUUUGAAACCAAUUAUCCAUUUUCACCAAAUUCUGUUUCCAUUUCGGAUGUUUUAUUCAAAGUAUUGAAGAUUUUUAAACCAGGGAAAUUCUCUGUCACUUUAAUCAGUGAAGAAGAUUCAAAUGAUGAUAUCUUCAAUUCUUUAACUAAAUGCGAUAAGGCAUUGAAAAAGAUCAAUUACAAGAAGAAUGAAAAAAUCAUUUAUGAUUUGAAUAAUAACUAUAAGUUGUUAUAUUUACACUUCGAAAAGAAUUAG
Messenger RNA from Yamadazyma jaroonii, 1302 nucleotides. The record is from the annotation of a GenBank genome assembly. Lineage: Eukaryota; Fungi; Ascomycota; Pichiomycetes; Serinales; Debaryomycetaceae.